Molecule: messenger RNA, 1766 nt
Organism: Marmota monax (woodchuck)
Lineage: Eukaryota; Metazoa; Chordata; Mammalia; Rodentia; Sciuridae
Gene: Sult2b1
Product: sulfotransferase family 2B member 1
Exons: 7
Coding region: 394-1743 (449 amino acids)
Biological process (GO): sulfation
Cellular component (GO): cytoplasm
Molecular function (GO): sulfotransferase activity
Source: RefSeq, a predicted model, not a curated record
CUGGGUCGCUCCCUGUCUCUGACCUUCUGGGUGACUCUGCCUGUUUGGGGUCUUUCUGUGUCUCUAUUUCUGCCUCUUUGUGUGUCUCUGUCGCCCGAUGGCUCUGUCUCUCACCCCUCAGGGUCUCUCUGUCUCUGGUUCUCUCUGAAGGUCUCUCUUCCCCUGGUCUCUGGAAGUUUCUGCCGCCCACCUCCAACGCCCUGGGCCUGGAGCAGUCCCCACAGCAGCCAGUGCUGCUGACCUGGUCCCUGGUCCCUUGCGGUGUCUCCAGGCAGGGGACCAGGGGACCCGGGUGCUUGGCUGAGGGCUCCUGGAGGAGGCAGCCGGCUCCCGGCACCGACGGGACCCUCCCGUGUUCCGGAUGGCCCAACCGAGUUUCCCAGUGGGUGUCGCAUGCCCAGAGCCGCCAGCCCGGAAGGCCGGGGUGUGGCCUCGGUGCUGACCCCCGUCUCCAUCCCGCCGCUCUCUGGGCGCGGGCCAAGGACGUGCCUGUGGCCGCUCCUCCCCGCCCUCGGGAAGGGAGGCUCCUGGCCUCUCCCGCCGUCGGGGGCGUGGGUAGCAGCUGGGAGAACCGGCUGCGCCCCUCCCCGUGGGCCGGGCGAGGUAGGCACCUGGCGGGCUCCGGCGGGCAGCGGCAGACGCUGCCACCGCGCACACCUGCGCCGCCACGGCUCGCGCGUCCUCCCCUCCCCGCCCUCGGCCACCGCCAUGGACCAGGACGGGAUCCUGAGCCUGUGGUCCCGCGCCGACGACUCGGACUCCAGCCAGACCGUCUCGGGCGAAUACUUCAGAUACAAGGGCAUCCUCUUCCCCGUGGGCCUCUACUCCCCGGAGAGCAUCAGCCAGGCCGAGAACACCUCCAAUGUGCACGACGACGACAUCUUCAUCAUCACCUACCCCAAGUCAGGCACCACUUGGAUGAUCGAGAUCCUCAGCUUGAUCCUGAAGAACGGGGACCCCUCCUGGAUCCGCUCGGUGCCCAUCUGGGAGCGCGCGCCCUGGUGUGAGACCAUCAUAAGCGCCUUCACCCUCCAGGACCAGACGAGCCCCCGCCUGCUGAGCUCCCACCUCCCCAUCCAGCUCUUUCCCAAGGCCUUCUUCAGCACCAAGGCCAAGGUGAUCUACCUAAGCAGGAACCCCCGGGACGUGGUGGUCUCCUUCUACCAUUACUCCAAGAUCGCCAGGCAACUGAAGGACCCUGGCACACCUGACCAGUUCCUGGAGAACUUCCUCAAGGGCGAAGUGCAGUUCGGCUCCUGGUUCGACCACAUUAAGGGCUGGAUUCGGAUGCAGGGCAGAGAGAACUUCCUGCUCCUCACCUACGAGGAGUUGCAGCGGGACCUCCAAGGCUCCGUACAGCGCAUCUGUGAGUUCCUGGGCCGGCCGCUGGACGAGGAGGCCCUGAGCUCUGUGGUGGCACACUCGACCUUCGGUGCCAUGAAGGCCAAUUCCAUGUCCAACUACACGCUGCUGCCCACCAGCCUGCUGGACCACCGCCAAGGGGCCUUCCUCCGGAAAGGGGUCUGCGGGGACUGGAAGAACCACUUCACGGUGGCGCAGAGCGAGGCUUUCGACCGCGUGUACCGGGAGCAGAUGCGCGGAGUGCAGGCCUUUCCCUGGGACGAGGCCCCAGAGGAGAGCAGCCCGGACCCCGAGCCCCAGCCCAAGCCGGAGACUGAGCCCCAGCCUGAGCCCGAGCCGGAUCCCAGCCCCGUCCAGGCCUCGGAUCCCGCCCACCCGUGACCCCGAAUAAACACGUCGCUCCA